Poecilia reticulata (guppy) is the source of this 2612-nucleotide messenger RNA. RefSeq names its product adiponectin receptor 1a (gene adipor1a). Lineage: Eukaryota; Metazoa; Chordata; Actinopteri; Cyprinodontiformes; Poeciliidae. The record is from RefSeq and is a predicted model, not a curated record. Gene Ontology annotation, molecular function: signaling receptor activity. Gene Ontology annotation, biological process: adiponectin-activated signaling pathway. Gene Ontology annotation, cellular component: plasma membrane.
GACAUUUAAUUAAUAUUUGUUGACAGUGUUAACCCCGCUGAGUGUUUAAUUAAGCCUGUGGCCUGCUGCCGUUGUGUUUGGACCGCUGUAUUUCUGGCAGCAAGUGCGUUGAAAAAGAAUCAAUUUCCUGUUCGGCUGCUGGAGCUCGGUUAGCUAACAGGAGGAAGUUUCCUUGUCCCGACUGAAGCAGAAAACAGGACUCUGAUCAGGUCAUCAGGCAGUCUCCCUAUGUCAGUCCGAAACGGGUCUGCCAGUGAUGCAGACUGCCGGAUCUCUGAGGACUGCAGCGUCCCAGAUGUUGAGCUGAUGGAGCUCGGGCCGCUGCUGGAGGAGGGAGGGGGGCGGCAGGGGCCAUGUAAAGGCAUUCAUCCGGAGGGAGCAGCGAUGCUUGCUGAUGAGGAAGAAGAGGACGACGAGGUGGGCGAGGUUUUGACUUUACCUCUUCAGGCUCAUCAUGCCAUGGAGAAAAUGGAGGAGUUUGUGCACAAGGUGUGGGAAGGUCGCUGGAGGGUCAUUCCUUUUCAUGUCCUGCCUGACUGGCUGAAGGACAACGACUACCUGCUGCACGGACAUCGACCUCCGAUGCCGUCGUUCAGGGCCUGUUUUGGAAGUAUCUUCAGAAUCCACACUGAGACGGGAAACAUCUGGACUCAUCUGCUAGGGUGGAUCUUAUUCGUUUGUCUGGGCACUUUAACCAUGUUGCGCCCCAACAUGUAUUUUAUGGCACCUCUGCAGGAGAAGGUUGUGUUUGGGAUGUUCUUCCUGGGAGCAGUCCUCUGCCUCAGCUUCUCCUGGCUUUUUCAUACUGUCUACUGCCACUCGGAAAAAGUCUCUCGCACAUUCUCCAAGCUCGACUACUCGGGCAUCGCCCUCCUGAUCAUGGGCUCCUUCGUGCCCUGGUUGUACUACUCCUUCUACUGUUCCCCUCAGCCUCGACUAAUCUACCUCACCAUCGUUUGUGUUCUUGGCAUCGCUGCCAUCAUAGUGGCCCAGUGGGACCGAUUCGCCACCCCUCGUCACAGGCCAACAAGAGCAGGCGUGUUCAUGGGUCUUGGACUUAGUGGCAUUGUCCCCACCAUGCACUUCACCAUCGAGGAAGGAUUCGUAAAGGCCACCACAGUCGGACAGAUGGGUUGGUUUUAUCUGAUGGGCGCCAUGUACAUCACCGGUGCCGGUCUGUAUGCGGCCAGAAUCCCUGAACGUUUUUUCCCCGGGAAGUGUGACAUCUGGUUUCAUUCUCAUCAGAUUUUCCAUGUCCUGGUCGUUGCAGCAGCGUUUAUUCAUUUCUACGGCGUCUCCAACCUGCAGGAGUUUCGCUACGGCCUCGAAGGAGGAUGCACAGAUGACUCUCUACUCUGAAAGGCCCAACUGUGACUUAUUUUUUCUUUACAGCUACACCCACACAAACACACACCCAUACACGCAAAAUGCUGCUGGACAUCAGUAUAGUCUCUUCUUGCUCCUUCUGUACUUCUGGGUUGCUUACAUCUUUGGGUUUUAGUGGUCUUUCUGCUUUGGCUUUUUUGCUCCAGUAAAGUAGCAUUUACUAGCCAACGUACUAUGGAGGGAUCAGACAUUACUUAUUACUAUGAUACCUGUCAGAUAAGUGUUACAGAUAGUGUUUUCAAUUAGGAUUAAAGUGGGAUUUUUAACAAAUCUGAUAGCCUCUACAUAGGUUCUCUCUGUUACCCUGAACCUCUUCAUGGUCUGUUACAGUUGCACAAAAGGGUUCAGAGUAAUAUUAUUUAUGCUAACGGAGAAGGCCUGGACUUCAAGUCGUCCCCCCUCACAUGCAGGUUAGAGGAUGGUUGGAGGGUCUACAGCGGCGUGGAAGCCGGAGAGAACAGACACGCCUGCGUAAAGAGUGGGAAACUGUCUGAAUGUCACCGGAUGUUUGUUUUCAAUACUGAUAUUGAUUACCUAUGUUUGGCUUCUCAGCAAUAAAGGGAAAAAAAAAAAAAACGUGAAAUUUCCAAAACCCCAUUCAGUAGAAAACUCCAGUGUUUUUAUAAUGUUUUAAGGCAAAUUUGAAAUGGUCAUCCAGGCACUCAAGGUGAGAAGAGUCUCUAAUGUCCGAGCAGAAUAAUUUAACGUGCACAACCUUUGAGGAAUCAGGUGAAUUCAUAGUUUCUGAUGACGUCUUUGGACGUUUUGCCUCCUAUUGCAAACAUCCAAAAUGGAUUGCUUAUAAACUGUUCAAUGCAACAGAGAAGCUGUAAUUGUUUGUAGCUGAUGUGUAAAAAUAAACCUAAUUCAGGUUACAUUGGGACAAAGUCUUCAUCCCAUCGCAGAUCAAUUAGGAAUAACGCUUCAAUUAUAAACUCUUAGUUGGUAGCUCUUGAGCUGCGACCAAUGUACGGAUCUGAAUCGGCGAUCAAACUCCAUCUUAGUCGACUGGAGGUUUUUCUUUACUGCUGGAUUUCAGAUGUAAAGAGGUGUAAACAUUUAGCGCACCUUGCGUACUUUAGAGGAUUAAAUUCAAGACUGUAAAAUCAUUAAAUGAGGUUUAAAAUGUGUUCUGGAUGAUUGGUAGAAACUUUUGAGUAUUCCUGUGCCUUACGCCAACGGAAAUGUUUUUAAAUAAAACGGCCUAUCCUUUACAGUCAAAGGAA